Notodromas monacha is the source of this 873-nucleotide messenger RNA. The record is from the annotation of a GenBank genome assembly. Lineage: Eukaryota; Metazoa; Arthropoda; Ostracoda; Podocopida; Cyprididae.
AUUUAUUCUGGCUCAUUAUUUUUUAGAAUAGCAGAAAAUAUGAGAGACUGGUUCAAGAUUACGCUGUUGUGCUUCAAUUUGAUGGCAAUGGCACUUACCUUGAUAUCAGUAAGAGCAGCUAGAGAAGUUGUGACCAACAGGGUGAGCCAGGAGCAGGAUCCUGGGCUUGACAUUUUGGGAAGUAGGACAGCGCCAUCUGACGGUGCCGUGAUGAAGACCUUGGAGCAGUUGCAACAUUCGAAAGCAUCAACUCAACAAGAGGAGGAAACGCAGAAAAACAAGGACGAUGAGGACGAGAAAGAAUGUCCCCUGGGACAGGUCUGGGACCGGAACACCAGGAAAUGCGUGCACAAGCCGGAAGUGCUGGUCAGUUUGAGUCGCUUGCCGUUCAUUGCCAUCGCCCAGUACACACUACACAGCCCCUUUGAAAUCGACCUUCGCAAUCACAGCAACAAGAACAAGCACAAGAAGAAGCCCAACAGAACCGACACUCUACGACCGAUAAAUACAGACGAUUAUGUGAUAAUUCAUAGGGAUCAGAUAUGUGACGGAAGUAAUAUGCAGUCAAUUACAAAGCUGUCCAUUUAUAUCCUUUUUCUCGCGUUUUGCAUGCACGAAAUAUUUGGCAAGCCAUUGCUGGUGGAGAGAAAUACUAUUUCAUUGGUGUUGGCCAAUGAGAUUCGAGCCUCGUUGGGACAGCCCAACAAAUCGGUGGGAGGUUCGGACAACGAACCCAAGGUGCACACAGCAGCCAUCAUCGGGGUGCCACUGAAGAGAAAACGCAAGAAGAAUAGGAGAUGCAAUGCCAAUGAAGACCGGGAUUUCAAUGGGGACUGUCAUCCAAUAUUUUCCUUCAAGUCCUGGUCCUUUUAA